AUGAGUAUCUGUAAUAAUACCUCCACUUACAUCCAUCAGUGUAGAUCUGAAAGACAAGGCAACAAUACUGAGCUUUCAUUAGCAAACCUACUCAGACUCACAAAGUUCUUGACUUUUGACUGGGGUUUAUUAAAUGUGGAGACCUUAAACAAGCUUUAUAACUGGGAUGAUAUUGAAAAUACAGUCAGUGGGGCCAAUAUUGAUGAAGAUGCUUGGACCACGGAAGAAUUGAGUUGCCUUGAGAAAAAAAUGAUCAAGCAUGUUCAGAAAGCAAGGGAGAAUGCUGAAGGACAUUAUAACUGCCAAUCAAAAUCUGUUCAAAGGCUUGUGGUGAAGAAGGUUCACAAGGCUAUACUGGCUGCUCACAAAGAACAGGAGGAGGAUAUGUCCUUGCCUACUUCCUUGGAUAAAGACAAGGAAGAGGUGAAUGAACAAGAGGCUGCAAGUCAUCCAAAAGAAGCAUUAUUCUACAAGAACACACUAUCUGAAUGGGAUGUUGCACAGAAAUUAUUUAAGCAGGAAAUCAAUCAGUAUGACAAAGCCAAGCACCAAAGGAAAGGCUUAGAACAUUCACUUAAGUAUCAGAUGGGCCAUGCCAUAGAAUGGUUUGACAACAUGACAUCUUCACCAGGAGGAGUGAUGUUUGUGAGUCACAAGAAAAAAGCUAGUCAGACAUUGCCUGUUACUGUCAUUAGCGUAGUUGCUUGCGUUCAGAUGGAUGAAGUGGUAGUUAUGUUGCAUCUAACGGUCUUGGUUGAUGAUGACCCUUCAGGGGAUGAAGACCAUGCAGCUUCAGAUGAUGAGGAUGAUGAAAAUGGCCCUGUCCUAUCCGAAAUUAUACUAGAUGAUGACAGGCAUGCAAAACUUCCAACCUGUGAUGGUAUCGGCCUCAAGGGCCAACAUAAAUUGAUUAGAAGCAUAUUUCAUGCUUCUUACAGUAGAAUCUUACAUUUUCAUUGUGGCUCUAGACCUGUCUCUUGGGGUACAAUCACUGCCAAAAAAAACGGCUUAGUCACUUACCAAGUGGCACCCUGA
Molecule: messenger RNA, 1035 nt
Organism: Suillus clintonianus
Lineage: Eukaryota; Fungi; Basidiomycota; Agaricomycetes; Boletales; Suillaceae
Exons: 11
Coding region: 1-1035 (344 amino acids)
Source: RefSeq, a predicted model, not a curated record